Molecule: messenger RNA, 5958 nt
Organism: Ornithodoros turicata
Lineage: Eukaryota; Metazoa; Arthropoda; Arachnida; Ixodida; Argasidae
Product: mitogen-activated protein kinase kinase kinase 1-like
Exons: 22
Coding region: 147-4007 (1286 amino acids)
Biological process (GO): protein phosphorylation
Molecular function (GO): protein kinase activity; ATP binding; zinc ion binding
Source: RefSeq, a predicted model, not a curated record
CAUAUAUGCAUUCGGUCAUUGUGUGAGAGCGGUUGUGUGACUGGGGGAUGCUCGUCGUGCAAUAUGCAGUGCAAUCUUCCUCAAUGGCACGCUCACCAGCGCAGGGACAACGUUUCUGUAAUGUUCGACGGAGCCAUUGAUACAAGAUGGCUGCUCAACUGGAUCGAUUGCAACAGAUCCAUCCAGUGUCCAUAAAAGACAUUAAAGAAAAGCUCCAAGCUCUCAAGAAACGAAAGCCAAGCUCGCUCGGUGCGGUCGGACACCAGCAGGCGGCGCCACUGGUGGCCAGACGUCUAGCAAUCAGCCUAGAUGGAGCACCUCCUGAUUCGCUGGUGGCGCCCCAAGUGGCGAGGAAGCCCGUUAUCAAACCACAACAGACAGCGAGGCCACGGUCUCCGUCUCCCGUCCGAACUCCCGAAGUCUCCCGAACCCCCGAAGUCUCCCGAACCUCGAACCUGGGACGACGCGAAUCCAGGCGUGCUUCUCCUCAGCGACCCCCCACUCCGCCCUCGCGUCCAGAGUCCCCUGUGAGGCGGCGUAGCCCGUCACCCUGUAAUGGUCGCCGCCGCAGUCCGUCGCCAGGCCACCAAGAUUUUCCACCAGCAGUCCAGGCGGCCAUUCGGCGCAGGGCGGCACAGGUGCAGCGUGGCGCCAGGCUCUAUCUGCUGCACCAGCCGGGCCCCAGGUCAUUUCUCGUCGCGGCUGACAUGCCCGAACAUCGGUUCAGGGUCGUCGUCGGACCGCAGACGUGCACCUGCGGCAAAGGGCCACACUGCGUCCACUUGCUCUUUGUGUUGCUUCGAGUGCUCAGGCUGAGCGACGUGGACGCGAGGCUAUUCAGCAAAACACUCAAGGACUACGAGGUGGACGACCUGCUGAAGGAGUAUGCGAAUCAACGAAGACGAGCUUCGCUCCCAACCACGUCUUCGCCGAAACCCCACGACACCGACAGGGCCUCCUCCCUGUCGGGUGACAGUCUAUCGCUCUCGGUGUCAGCCUCCGUUCCGCUGGCCACGCAGGGAGCAGACUCCGAGCUGAAAGAAAGCCCUGCGGAAGAAUGUCCGACCUGCCCGAUUUGCCUCCUGGAGAUGCUGGAUGGAGAAUCUGUCGUCGUCUGCAAGAGAGGCUGCGGCAACCGGCUUCAUCAUCACUGCAUUGCUGUGUGGGCUCAAGAAUGCAAGCGUAACGGAGAUGUCGUUCUGUGCCCCCUCUGUCGUCGUCCCUGGCAGGACGAAUCUUCUCACUCUUUGUCCUCGCCUGAAGUGGAACCUUCACCUCAGGGAACGCCCUCCACCUUCUCGCCCCUCAAUAAACCCAACAGUGUACCUCCCGCCAGUGUACACCCAUCCCGUCCCCCGCUACCCCUGCAUCCGCUUCCGCGGCCCCUGCACUGCCUCCUGCGGCGUUCCUCUCUUCCGAGCCCGCUCCCAAGGCCCCCGUCCCCUUACGGCAGGGCGAGCGCCGUCCCGUCGGAACUCUGGAGUCACUUCUUUGGCAACGACGUUGCAGCAUGCCUGGCAUCUCAUCGCUGGUCGGACCGCGAGAGCGCGCUCCGCGAGGUCGGGGCGCAGGUGGGCCACGCCCUGCGGAUGUCGCAGGACGACCGGACGCGGCUCACCCCCUGGGGCGGCCGCUCCGCCAUUCAGGGCGCGUGCUGCGACGUGCUGGCAGCUGCGGUGGCCGACCCUGUGUACAAUGUUUACGUUGAGGCUUUGCGCUGCUUGCGGAAGAUGCUGUCGUGCAGCCCAUGCAGCACGCAGGAAGACCUGUUCGAGUUGCAGUCUCACGUUCGUCAUGUCCUGGCAGCGGUGCUGUUUCAGUGUGCUGAUGGCAGAAAUAAGAGGAGCCGUCAGCUGAGUGUGGCGACGCUGGUCGAGGCUGCACGAGGACAAGCGGGUGCGCUUCCUGUGGGAAACAUGACAGACUAUCCCGCACCAAAUGGUCUGGGGGCAGACUUUGUGAUCGAUGUCGUCCUGGACGCCGGUGCAAAGGCCACGUCCUUGUGGCAGGGGCUUCUGGGAAGGGUCAUGGUGGUCCAGCGACUUGCCGAAGAGUUCCCGCACCUCUUGAUGCCUUCCUGCGCCGGCUCGAGCACGGUGAACCCGAACAUGAUAAAGGCCGUCGACCUUACAGCAGAGGCUGUGAAGCACAAUCACGCUACGGUGUCGCGUUACGGCCGAAGUCUGCUGGUAUCGUUGGGGGGACUGUGCUGGAGGAGUGCGGAAGCGGAGGCGUACAUCUGGAGCAAGGUGACGGACCUUCCGUCACCGCUGCGGACAGUCCUUGCCAGCCGCAUCAGUCGGGCGCUGAGAGAUUCGCACGGCUUCCCAGUGGUACGGAGGAAUUCGAUGGAACGACUGCAGGAGACGGCUCUAGUCCGGGCAAAGUUGUUGGACUGUGGAGCAGUUUCUCGGUCACCGUCUCGCUGCGCAAAGAGUCCGACGCGGUCCUCCUCGGUGCACAGGGUUCCGACAUUCGAGAUACCUCCUCCGACAGUGGACCCUGGGGGCCAAGAGGGGAUUGCGCAGAAAUCACCAUCAGUUCGUCCUCUGCUUCCCGAUAAGCCAAGGCCACCAGUGCAGUGUCCCUUUGCAAAGAGGCUGCAACCUUCGACACUCGAAAGACGACUCAUGGCAAGCCUCGACUCGUCGGACAGGUCUUCGGGGCGGUCGUCUUGGUCGAGCUCCUCUUCCGCCGUGAGCUUCAGUCACGCGAGUCCCCCUGUCGGACGUCGACCAAACUUCCUCCCCCUCUACCGAACUACCUCCUCGGAGUAUCCUGACAAUUCGUACAUUGUGUCCGGGUGGACUCCAAACUCGGCAGACUGCACGCCGUCCUCCACCACUCCCUGCAGCGUCAACACCCCCGUCUCGUUCGAAAAGGAGAUCGCCACCCCUUGCUCGCCGGACCUGGCAGCAACGAGGCUCAACGCCAGAAACGCUCUUCCGCAGGAAACGAGAGUGGUCAGAACUGCCGGAUCACCCCUGAAAGCUGCGGAGGAAAAGAAAGCCCUGGAAGAGCCCAUCCUGCAAGACACGGUGGAAGACCAGUUCAUUGUCCUGCGUCAGGUGGAGAGCCUUCCGAUUCGCUUCGACCUGAAGACGAGGCUGUACACAGAAGGGGAACACUGGCUCCGGGGACCUCCCCUGGGCUCGGGCGCCUUCAGUACCUGCUACCAGGCAGUGGAUCGUACAACGGGUACCCUGCUGGCCGUCAAGCAGGUGUCCUUCUGCAGAAACCGCGAGGAGGAAGAGGAGAAGGUGAUGGAGUCGGUUUGGGACGAGAUACUCAUGAUGUCCCGCCUCGACCACCGCAACAUUUUACCCCUGGUGGGGGCGACGCGCCACGGGAACCACUACAACGUCUUCGUGCAGUGGAUGUCUGGAGGUUCGGUGUCGUCCCUCCUGGAGAGGUACGGGUCAUUCUCGGAAGGGGUGACACUGCGGUACGUGCACCAAGUGCUCCACGGUCUGGCCUACCUCCACGAGAACCACAUCGUGCACAGAGAUCUCAAAGGCGCCAACCUCCUGGUGGACAGCACGGGACGUCACCUGAAAAUAGCCGACUUCGGGUCGGCUACGAAGCUGUCUAGCAAGUCGACGGUGACCGGAGAGUUUCAGGGCCAGAUGCUCGGCACGGUUGCGUUCAUGGCGCCGGAGGUACUGCGUGGUGAAAGCUACGGGCGCUCCUGCGACAUCUGGAGCGUGGGCUGCGUGGUCAUCGAGAUGGUCACCACGCUAGCCCCGUGGGACGCGGAGAACAUGUCGAAUCACCUCGCGCUGAUAUUCAGAAUAGCGCGAUCGACGGCACCUCCCGACGUCCCGGACUACCUGAGCUUCUCCACUCGUAACAUGGUGCUGCAGUGCCUGCGUGUCCAGUCGGAAGCCCGUCCCACCGCAGCUCAGCUGCUCUCCCACCCCUGCUUCAAGCACGCGGGCAUCAUUCCUCAAAGUUCCGCGGGCGUGUUCUCCAGCUCUGACCGCGGAGAAGCUGUUGCAACUUGCUGAGGCGCUCUUCUCGUAUCUUCCUUUCCCGACUCGCACCUACCGUCAAGCUGUCUUCUUAUAUUGAUGGGGUUCCUUCUCUGUUUUUUUGUUUUCAGAGCCACAUAUGCAGGGGUGUGAUUUCACGUUGUCCGCGAAAGGCUACACGGGAAAUUUAUAGUAUCGUGUUUUUUCUCGAAAGGAGGAGGCAUGUGAUGUGGAGCGUUCCUUUAAUACGGCGAACGUUGUCUUUUCACAUUGCAAGGCAGCAUCUACCUUGUCCUCUCCUGUGUGCCGUAUCCGUACCCCUUACACCCGUACACCCUUAUUCCCGUACACCCGUAUUCCACCCUUAUGCCUUUGCUGCCUUUGUGCCAUGAAACCCAUAAUCUCUUUUUCCCCUUAUUCCAGAGACAUUUUAAAAAAUUGUCUCUGCAUCCCUGGUUAACGCGGAGCAUACAUUUCACAGCGAGGCUUAGAAUACCCCUACGGGUACCUGCUUGCCAGUGAUACCCUUCUUCGAUGCACAAGUGCCAAACUGUUGGGACCUGAUUCACUGUGACUGUCACCAUUUUUGCGAUUAUCCUUUCGUCUUUCAUCCGUGGCUCUCCCUCUCUCUCUCUUUCUUUCUUUCUCACUCUGUGGAUGCUCACUUUGUACCCACCUUGUGCCAAAACGACCACACAACCGUGGCAAAAAUUUGGUGCCAUUCUGAAAAAAAAAAAGCAGCUUCUCCUGGCGUUGAAGCGUUCGUUGCAACGGUAUUCCAAGCUGUGACUGCGUACAAAAAAAGAGAGAAACAGUCAAGUUCAAGGAAAGAAUAUUUGUGCCAUUGGGGCAAGAUUUUGUCCUCAGUUCAGUUGUGAUAUGUAUCCCUUACAAAAGUGUGGUGGCACAUCGGCUAGAUGCCGUAAAAAUCGUGCGGGAGCACCAAGACCGGUCGUCAUUAACAAAAAAAAAUGCGUGUUCCACUCUUAGACGCUCACCUCAUAAGGGUGAAUCUUCCCUGCAGGGUUUUAAGCUUGUCCACAUUUCACUACCAUCGUCAUUCGUCAUAGUCACUUGCAUAGCACAAACAUUUGCUAAGACUGCUAGAAAAAUACAAAAAAAAAUUCAUUGUUCUGUACUUACAAAUCAUCAAGGACAAGAAAAUAUAGCUUUGUUUAAAGUGAUCACCCAGCACAUUUAAGUCCUUAUUUAUUUGAAUUCUCAUUUUUAGGGCACGAAUCUCUCAUUACUUUCAUGUUGUUCGCGUGGAAAGGACCAAGGCACCCAUCGUCACCAGAAUUUUUGGAGGACCACUUCAUCUUGUAGAGAGAAUGUUUGUGAUGUUUAGUUGUUUUACUAUCCAAACAAAAAGAAAAAAGCAGAAAAAAUAGUCAUUAUACUAGUGUGGGACCAAUGCAUGUUGCAUGAUAUAUAUAUAUAUUUUUACUGCUGUGUUGCUGCCAGUUGAGAUUUUGUGGCAGGAUUUUUGUGCACACUUUGUAUCCCCUUUUGUGUCUGAUUUUGAACCUGUUUAGUCGAGACACUUAUUGUUACGUCAUUAAGUUAAUCUGUUAUCAUUGUUGAUUUUGUAUUUAAGGUCAUUUAUCCUUCAUCUGUCUGUGUCUAGUGUUCGACAAGCAAAGAACAGUGGUUUUAGCAUUUUAGAUCAUCAUAAUCUUUUGUCUCCCGUGUUCUUCCUUUCAUCAUAUUUUUACGCGGCGGAUGAUAUUUGUGUUUAAAAAAAAUUGUUCGCAUUCCCGUGUCGGAAAACCUACGUCGUGCAUUUAGCUCACGCAAUUGGAACAGGGUUGUGACAUGUGCGUACUCCAAGUCAGAGUUUGUCCGAGUCGCUGGUGCCUUAGUGAAUCUUGUGAACAAGAGCGUCAAACCUGCACAGGUUGUGCGGCAGCAUAUAAAAAAUAAUAAUAUGCCUCUUUGUGACAGUAUUUUUCAAAUAAAACUAAGUCUCCCCGUUUGGGGAUUUUCA